This is a messenger RNA of Ixodes scapularis (black-legged tick), 1098 nucleotides long. Its product is annotated as dehydrodolichyl diphosphate synthase complex subunit SPAC4D7.04c. Lineage: Eukaryota; Metazoa; Arthropoda; Arachnida; Ixodida; Ixodidae. The transcript is spliced from 7 exons. Bases 1 to 1098 code for a protein of 365 amino acids. Gene Ontology annotation, cellular component: dehydrodolichyl diphosphate synthase complex; endoplasmic reticulum. The record is from RefSeq and is a predicted model, not a curated record. Gene Ontology annotation, biological process: polyprenol biosynthetic process. Gene Ontology annotation, molecular function: ditrans,polycis-polyprenyl diphosphate synthase [(2E,6E)-farnesyl diphosphate specific] activity.
AUGUCGUUGUCGUCCCCGAACAGCACAUGGGCUGCACAUCCUCACUGCGCACAAAGAUCUCUGGAGAGUCAGAGCGACAAACCUUCACCUCAAGCCUCCGAUACCAACCUCAUGGACAUCGAAGAGAAAUCGCUACAAAUUUUCAGGACAACAGCUCCCUUCCUCCGCGAGGAUGGCGUUAAGGAGCGCCCUUGGCUGGACGUUUCUCUGCCUUGGUACGCCAAGGUGUUCUUGUGGUUGCUGAGCUUUGCUCAGUUGCCAUCAAGCCUGGCACUGGUCCCCGACGGGCACAGACGGUGGGCAAAGCAACGAGGCGCGCCACUGCACCUUGGACACAUAAAGGGGAGCUCUCUUCUGGAGCAGGUUCAAGCAGCUGUGCUUGCCUUAGGUGUAAGAGAAUCAUUCGUCUUCACCUUCAGCGUACGCAACUUCGGCAGGCCCGAAGAGCAGAGAGUCGCCCUUUUCAACCACAUGAAGCGUUCAUUCGACAGCAUCUGUAAUAAUUGGGAAUUCUACCAGAAGAAAGAAUGGUCCUUUAGGACUCGGGGAGACAUCGAACGGUUUCCCAAGGAAUUGCAUAAACGCGCGGCCAAGAUGGAGUUAUUGACUCAUCAAACAAGUGCCAAAUCAAACAUGUAUUCUUGCGGACCUUACGAAUCACGUCAUCAAAUUACCCGGAUGGCUGUUACCUUGUGCCACGCCGUAAGGGACGGACUUCUGGAGCCCAGCGAUAUCACCGAAUGCCUGAUUGACGCUUACAACGAGAUCGAAGAUUGCCCCCAUGUCGAAUGUUACCUGCGGACAUCUGGCGAAAGAAGACUGAGCGAUUUCAUGACCUGGCAGACUGAUCGUGCGGCCAUCUACUUUGAAAAGAAGAAUUACCCGGACCUCGGAUACUGGGACAUGUUCAAGAUAAUGCUUCACUAUUCGGCAUCCUGGUCCUCAAGGAAGCGUUUAGACGACUGCUACGUCGAAGCGCGAAGCCGUACGGAACAGAGGUGCAGUGCUGCACAGAGGUUGAAAGAGCGCAAGUUCCAGUCCUGGCUGGAGGCGAGGAGACAGGCCUACCUUCGACGCCUCGUGGGGGACGACCUCUGA